CAUGGAGUUCCCCCUGGCCCAGAUAGGCUCCCAAGGGAAUCACAAAACCCCCACCUCAACCUUCAGCACCUUCCAGCCCAUGAACUUGACCUACAAAAGCUGCCAAGGCCUGGGCUUGCUUCCAGUGCCCAGACUCCAGGUCCUGAAAGCUGAGGAGGCCCAGUUCAGCCCUAGAGCCCCGGAUGCCCACACUGGGGCAUCUUCCCAGACCCUGGGGGCUGCCCCCAGCCCAGAGGACACUGGAAAGGCUGAGGAGGUGCCUAGGGAAGGCCAGUCCCUGCAGGCCGAGACCCGGGCUUGGUUCCAGGAGACCCAAGCCCAUGGGCUCCUGCAGCACGGGGCAGCCCCUCCCUGGUUCCAUGGCUUCAUCACUCGGAGGGAGGCUGAAAGGCUGCUGGAGACCAAGCCACAGGGAUGCUACUUGGUGCGGUUCAGCGAAAGCGCUGUGACUUUUGUGCUGACUUACAGGAGCCGGACUUGCUGUCGCCACUUCCUGCUGGCUCAGCUCGGAGACGGACGCCACGUGGUGCUGGGCGAGGACAGCGCCCACGCGCGGCUGCAGGACCUGCUGUGGUACUACACGGGGUCUCCGCUGAGCCCCUACGGGGAGACGCUCAGCCAGCCCCUUGCCCGCGAGACUCCUGAGCCCGCAGGACUUUCCCUAAGGACUGAAGAAUCAGACUCUGGAAGCAAAAGCCAGUACCCACACCCCCAGUAUAGCCCAGUUCUCAAAAAGGAGAAGCCCAGAGUCCCCACACAGAAAGAAGGGGACGGCGAGCCAAAGGAGCCCUCCCAGCCACCUAGGCCCAAGCCUCCUGUCCCUGCCAAACCGCAGCUAUCCCCCAAAGUCUACACAAGCUCCACUCCACAACCUCGCCCGGCCCUGUCCCGCAAGCCCUCCAACCCCAUCUACCAGGAGCCUGAUGAACCCAUAGCCUUCUAUGCCAUGGGCAGGGGCAGCCCUGGAGAAGCCCCCAGCAACAUCUAUGCCGAGGUGGAAAUGGAGGUGCCGCCAGGGAGUGAGGGCCCACCACGCACCCUCCAGCACCCGGUCCUCUGGAAGUGCCGGUCCAGGCCUGUCCCAGGAAGCCAGAAUACAGGUGGCCAGCAACUCCAUUCUGAAAACUCUGCAGCUGAACAAGGCUCUCCCGUGGCCCACCAGCCCCUGCCUCUUUGGGGACACAGCUUCCCUCCCACCCUUUCUAGACAGGCGCUUCAGGACAGAGGACAGGCGUGGCUUCCCCUGGGGCCUCCUCAGUAGCCAGAGUCUGAGCCGGGAUAUCCUUGAACAUCAGGUCCAGAGACCUUCGCGCACACCCAGGUGCCCUUCUCAGGAAACGUGGAUGGAAGA
Messenger RNA from Pteronotus mesoamericanus, 1351 nucleotides. It is a transcript of the gene SH2D2A, whose product is annotated as SH2 domain containing 2A. Bases 2 to 1261 code for a protein of 419 amino acids. NCBI's taxonomy places the organism in Eukaryota, Metazoa, Chordata, Mammalia, Chiroptera, Mormoopidae. The record is from RefSeq and is a predicted model, not a curated record. Gene Ontology annotation, cellular component: cytoplasm. The transcript is spliced from 8 exons.